Molecule: messenger RNA, 1824 nt
Organism: Magallana angulata
Lineage: Eukaryota; Metazoa; Mollusca; Bivalvia; Ostreida; Ostreidae
Product: GTP-binding protein REM 1-like
Exons: 4
Coding region: 287-1321 (344 amino acids)
Cellular component (GO): plasma membrane
Molecular function (GO): GTPase activity; calcium channel regulator activity; GTP binding
Source: RefSeq, a predicted model, not a curated record
GUGUAUUAUACGGUCUGGCAGUUGGUGAUGCUGUUUCUGCACGAGCUAUCGCGGAGUCACGUGGAUAGCGUGAUCUUCUGGAAUUGGUAGAGAGCGUUUAUCAUUGCAAUCGUUUGAAUGACACGGAUCAAUAUUGGAAGAUACGUAUAUAAAAAGAAAAUGGUGCUGUUUCUAAAACUUAGCUGCGAGUUUUAAUCUAAGACGUGAAUUUGCGAUUUACUGAUAAAAUAUGUAAGAAUUCAACAAAAUUUGAGUUUACUUUGUAACCUUGUGUUUUAUUUUCGCUAUGGAAAUCGCGAAUUCAAGUCCCGUGAAACUACACAAUGGAUCUGCACCUCCAUCAAGGACAAACUCUUUUAAAAAUAAACCCCGUGCCCGUGGGGUACAGAAACUUAUUGAUGUCCCCAGACGAAACAGCAUGCCCGACACUGGGGCUAAAGACUUGCUCUCGGUAAGAGAGGGCGCCAAUGGGGAACCGUUACGUCGCGUGCGCUCGUUCAAAAUGACGUCAAAAGGAAUCGUCAAUAGGGGAGAUACGUUUCGCGAGAGCAACACGAGCUUGGCAUCCGAUGGAAGCUUUUCGGAACAACCUUUCCAUAUAAACAGACAUAGACAAAGAGUUCCGAGUGAAUCGGAUAACCUGGAAUCUGAAGCUGUCAUCGACUUUGCCACAUCUACCUCCAUUCCAAAUGUGUACCGGGUGGCGCUCUGUGGGUCCGUGGGUGUGGGCAAAACUGCUCUUGUCAAUCAGUUCAAAACGUCCGAAUACAUGGGCGGAUUUGAAAUAUCUAUUGGUGACGUUGAAGACGAGAUGACGGUCUCUGUACUUCUUGACGGUGAGGAAUCUACCAUUGAAUUUCAUGACGUCACUGAUAAUCAGGAGUUGCUAAAAACCUUGAGUGUGGAUGCUUACGUCAUAGUGUUCUCUGUCAACAAUCCCUCAACCUUCCAAAUUGCCAAAGAUAACCUCAACAAAAUCCGAAACGAACUGAAAAUCAACAAGACCAUCAUCCUUGUCGCCAAUAAAAUCGAUUUGGUUCGAAAGAGGGCAGUUCCGGCAAAUGAUGCAAGAAAAUUAGCCGACACACACUGCUGUAAAUAUAUCGAGACAUCUGUGGCCUUGAACCAUCAGGUUGAUGAACUCCUGGUGGGGAUUCUACGGCAAAUCCGGCUCAGUCGGAAUAAGAAAUCCCCUCAAGUCAAUCCUGGAUCCCACCCCAAGCCAAAGGUCAAAAGGUCAGGGGCCUUAGGACUGCUAGACAGACUCUUCUCUCGGAAAGCUAAAUCAGGGAGCACCUGCGACAAUUUGUAUGACGUGUGACCUAAUUCCAUUCUAUUUCAAAGCUGAUUAUGUUGCAGACUCGACAACAUUUUGCAGACUAGACAAAUUAAGAAGGAAGCCAAGACUUUCAGCAAGAUCAUUAAUUUACAGAUAACUGCCGUAGCAUGCAACACCAACAAUUGUUUUAUGAGAUUUUCAUCCAUAUAUUCAUAUUCAGAGAUGGGACAUUGGGAUGAUUUCAGUCGUAUUCAUUACAAUUCUUUAGAGAUGUAAAUGACAUAACCAUGUUAAUUUUGUCCAUUAAGACGAUAGCGGCCGGGAUUCUGCGUGCGGAUCCUCGAGAUUAAAAAGCUAUACAAUAUCUUGUAAGCAGUGUGCUGAUCUUAAUAGACUGAGUCAUAGACACGCCUUGUUGUCCGCACUCGGUCAUCGGAAGGCCUUACCAUUUUAAUUAUGAUAUAUCAGACUCAUAGCAUCGUUUAUGCCCCCUUCCCGAUGCUACGUGCCUGAUGAGGUUUCAGCAUAAUGUUUUUGGGUUUUUU